Messenger RNA from Staurois parvus, 365 nucleotides. NCBI's taxonomy places the organism in Eukaryota, Metazoa, Chordata, Amphibia, Anura, Ranidae. The record is from the annotation of a GenBank genome assembly.
CUAGGGUGACAGUAUGUUAAAAAAAAAACCACAAAACAUAAAUAUAUAUAACAAAAAAAAACUUAAAAUGUUGGCCAAGAUUUAUGAAGAAAGAUUAUUUAUUUGCAAAAUUUUAUAAGAAAAGCACUUUUUUUUUCAAAAUGUUUGGACUUUUUCAUUUAUAUAGCAAAAUAAUAAAAAUCCCAGUGGUGAAUAAAUACCACCAAAAUAAAGUUUUAUGUGUCUCAAAAAAAAUGCUAAAAAAUUCAUAUGGGUACAGUGUUGCAUGAUCGCGCAAUUGUCAUUCAAAGUGUGAUAGCGCUGAAAGCUGAAAAUUGGCCUGGGCAGGAAGGGGGUCAAAGUGUCCGGAAUUAAAGUGGUUACAU